GAGCAUGAUGGAUUUGUCAAAUCCUGCGGUGUUUGUCAAUGCUGAGAUAUUACGUAUGCACGUGGGACGGAGGGUUCGGGCAGUGAUUCAGGUUAUUCGCUCUGAUGGUGGCACAGUGACUGGAAAAUCAACAGAUGAGCAGCAGAUAUUCAUCAAAGGUGUUGCUCCUGGUCCACUCUCCACAUUUGUUGAGGUUAUUGGCAUUGCCGAUAGUCCCCAAUCAAUCCGUGCUGAUAUAUGGACCAACUUUGGGGACACACUCGAUACAGUUAGUUACAACCGCGUUUGUGAACUUGCCAACAGGGAGUAUAAGCACCUCUUCAUCUGAGGAUCUAUCUAAUCUAGGUUUAUGAUGCUGUAGUUCCAUUUGUUUAGCACUUCAUGAACAUAGUACAUAAGAAUGUUCAAAUGAUGGUAUUUCGAGUCUUAACGGUCUGUUUUGGUAACGACACUGAUUGGAGGGCAUCAUUCAACAAGCAUUGUUAUAAUA
Cuscuta epithymum is the source of this 490-nucleotide messenger RNA. NCBI's taxonomy places the organism in Eukaryota, Viridiplantae, Streptophyta, Magnoliopsida, Solanales, Convolvulaceae. The record is from the annotation of a GenBank genome assembly.